AAAAUGGUUAGCAUCUUGUCUGAUAUUUCUCAGAAAUCCAUGGAGCCUUGUCCAAUUUCUUACCGCAUUAAAAAGUUUGAAAUUUCUUCUGUCUUAAUUGAUCUUUUAACAUCUGGAAACGGUCAAAAGGCAAGACUGAUGGGAUGUCUAUUUCCAAAGUCCCUCAAUUUCUUCUUAGUUUUCUUCUCCCAUGUAAAUUUUCUCUACCAGGGCAAUUGCCAUGACCAUUUGAGUUCUUCUUUAUUUUUAUUGUUACUAAAAUCAGCAUCGUCUGUCUACUGAUCCACACACAACAUGGCUCGCUUUCUUAUCCAAGCGCCCUUCAGCUAAUACUGCCCUCUUUCAAGAAAACAAGUGCUUACAUUGCCCCCUUUUGAUUCAUUCCAGACACAGGAACAAUAAAGAAAGAAAGAAAGAAAGAAAGAAACUCUGUAGAAGGAAGGGAUGGCAUGUUUUGUGCCUUUCAACAACAGAAAUUUGGAGAUAAGCUUUUUUAUCUUCAGGCCAAUAGUUGCGUUGGUUGAUGAGCUUGUUGAGACGCUAAAACAUUUCUCUUCUUGCACUGAAAGUCUUGGCUGUGUUCAAAGUUCCAUAUUCAAAAGCAUCCAUGGAAAUAUGAUCGUAUGGUAUGGAGCAUGGAUGAAGAAAUCUUGCGAAAACAAAGAGGAGUUAACUGGAGAGCUAGUAUCUAUGUUAUCAAACAUAUCAAGCAUGGCUAUCUUGAUUGAACAUAGCUUUUUUGAUGCGUACGCUGGAGAAUCAAGAGAUGAUUCCUCUGCUGCAAGACUUUCCACAGAAGACACAAUUUCUAUGAGCAUAAUAGUAUCGCCGAGAGCUGACGAUAUCAAUGACCUCUCCUAUGCCAACUUAGCUUUAUUCAAGUCUCAGUUCCUUAAGAUGGAAGGUGCUAAUUCUGGAGUAUGCUUGACUUGCAAAAGUGUCCAGCAGCCUAGAGUGGCAUGUCUUUAUGUAUGGAAAUCUCUGCGUUUUUGCUAUUCAUGGAUUCUAAAUUCCGAUUACAGGAGGACCAUACUACCUUAUCUUGAACGCUUUUCUUUUGUUAUCAAGUAUGACAUGUUUCGGGUAAUCUUUGUCAGUAGCGACAAUGUACUAUAAUUAUCAUCUUUCUUAUCAGAUCAUGCUAAAAAAUGAGGAAGAAGCAAAGAAGAAGAGCAGCUUGUUAUGCAAGAUUGAGAAAGGUCAAUUCUAUCUUAGUAAUGUAAAUUCAUUUCCUCUUUUAUAUUUCUUAUGAAUGAAAGAUUUUCAUUUAUCGCA
This is a messenger RNA of Populus euphratica (Euphrates poplar), 1275 nucleotides long. RefSeq lists its product as uncharacterized. The record is from RefSeq and is a predicted model, not a curated record. The transcript has 3 exons. Bases 445 to 1116 code for a protein of 223 amino acids. NCBI's taxonomy places the organism in Eukaryota, Viridiplantae, Streptophyta, Magnoliopsida, Malpighiales, Salicaceae.